CCGGACUCACCCCACUACAGAUCGGAGCCUCAAUAUAAGCCACACCCAGUAAGAGUUUUUUCUUUCCAGCAAGAACGCGUUCUCUUUCUUAUUAUUACUUAAAAUAUAAAAUGGCUGCUGUUCUUCGCAUUCCCGAGAAAACCGCUACUGAAGUUGUCUUGGUUCACAAAUUGACCAAGUCUGAUGCCAAGCUCGAGACUGGCUCCGAGCUUGUUUUAGAGGCUGCUGGUGAGAAAGUUGAUGCCCCCAACUCCAUCAUCAAGUCCCUUGUUUCCAAGUCUGAUAAGACUUCUUUGCUCGGUGCUGAUAAGGCCGAACAAGCUUUGGUCGAAGAAUGGUUAUCUUACACUAACCAAUCUCUUCGCGGUGUCGGUAAGAAGGAAAUUGUCUCCAACAUUGAUAAAAAACUCAAUGACCACUUGAAGACCAACACCUACUUUGUCAACAACCAUCUCACCAUUGUCGAUAUUGUCAUCUUUGGUCUUUUAUAUUCUCAUAGCAAAAACAUCAAGGUCACUUCUGCCCCCAACACUUUGCGUUGGUUCGAUCUUGUCCAAAACACCGUUGUUAAGGCAAACAACUUGACCGAAGAUUUCCCUUUGGUCGAAAUCAACCUAGAUGAUGUCCCUGAGCCUGCUGCUCCUGUUGUCGCUGCUAAGAAGGGCGAUAAGAAGGGUGCUGAAGCCAAGAAGGGUGCUGAAGCCAAGAAGGAUAACAAGAAGCCUGAGGCCGCUCCUGCUGCUGCUGCCGCUCCUUCCGAGGCCAAGGGUCCUGUUGAAGGCGGUAAGCCCAAGAAGGAAAAGAAGGUCAAGGCCAAGAAGGAACCUGCACCUGCCGCUGUCGAGACUGAUCAACCCGUUGUUUCUCGUAUCGAUAUUCGUGUUGGUUACAUCAAGUCUUGUAAGAAGCACGAGGGUGCUGAUUCUCUUUACGUUGAAGAGAUCGAUAUCGGAGAAGAGGAGCCUCGUACUAUUGUUUCAGGUCUUGUUCGUUGGUAUCCCGUCGAAGAAAUGGAGAAUCGUUGGGUUCUUGUUUUGGCUAACUUAAAGCCUGCCAGUAUGCGUGGUGUCAAAUCUUUCGGUAUGGUCUUGUGUGCCAGUGCCGCUGAUGGAUCUGCUGUUGAAUUAUUAGGUCCUGUUGAUCCUACCAAGGUUAAGGCUGGUGACAGAGUUUAUAUUGAAGGAAUGGAAGGUGAGCCCGAGAAGACCUUAAACCCCAAGAAGAAGUACUGGGAAACCGUUCAACCCGAAUUAAAGACAAACGAUGAUCUUAUUGCCCUUUACGGUGAUAAGCCUCUUCUCAUCAGAACUGCUUCUGGUGAAGCUGUUCAAUGUAAGGUCGCUACUGUUAAGAAUGGCGGUAUUAAAUAAUUUCUUUCGUUUCUGAAAUUGUUGUAUAUAAUAAAAUUUGGUUUAUACAGUCCUACUUA
Mucor mucedo is the source of this 1429-nucleotide messenger RNA. RefSeq lists its product as uncharacterized. The record is from RefSeq and is a predicted model, not a curated record. The transcript has 7 exons. Gene Ontology annotation, molecular function: tRNA binding. NCBI's taxonomy places the organism in Eukaryota, Fungi, Mucoromycota, Mucoromycetes, Mucorales, Mucoraceae. The coding region runs from base 111 to 1370 and encodes 419 amino acids.